Messenger RNA from Tripterygium wilfordii, 561 nucleotides. Its product is annotated as F-box/kelch-repeat protein At3g06240-like. Lineage: Eukaryota; Viridiplantae; Streptophyta; Magnoliopsida; Celastrales; Celastraceae. The transcript is spliced from 2 exons. The coding region runs from base 1 to 561 and encodes 186 amino acids. The record is from RefSeq and is a predicted model, not a curated record.
AUGACGCUGGGGAGACGAUUGUCCCUUGGAAUCCAGCCACGUACCAGAGAAUUGAAGCAUCCCCCUUUGUCCCCCAUGGAGCGCCUACCCGGUGCAGAUUCUGACUAUUAUGACGAUUGUGGAUUUGGUUUUGAUCGAAAUACCAACGAUUAUAAGGUACUUAAAUUUGUCACUAAUCAUUUCCCUGACGAGGAGGAGUUCGUGGAACGAAUUGAGCUGUAUUCUCUAAACAGCGAUUCUUGGAGAGAAAUCCCGAGUGUUUAUGGUUGUCUUACUCAUAAUGAUUCUUUUGAUACACAUAACAAUGGAAUUUAUUAUUGGUGGGUCGAUGACUUAGAUUCUCAUGCGAUCAUGUCUUUUGACUUUGCAAUUGAAACCUUUGAGAAGUUUUCACUACUUGAUUAUGAGAGAGGCAACAGAGAAAUAUAUUGUUUGGUAAUGAUGGAACACGGAGUCAUGGAGUCUUGGGUUAAACAAGUGAAUAUUGGACCCAUUUUAAGUGUCAAGAUGCCCCUAGGAUGGAUUUUACAAGAAUGGCAGAAUGUUUUUGGAAGUCUCUAA